Messenger RNA from Fusarium coffeatum, 879 nucleotides. RefSeq lists its product as uncharacterized. Gene Ontology annotation, cellular component: SNARE complex; vacuolar membrane. The transcript has 4 exons. Lineage: Eukaryota; Fungi; Ascomycota; Sordariomycetes; Hypocreales; Nectriaceae. Gene Ontology annotation, molecular function: soluble NSF attachment protein activity; syntaxin binding. The record is from RefSeq and is a predicted model, not a curated record. The coding region runs from base 1 to 879 and encodes 292 amino acids. Gene Ontology annotation, biological process: intracellular protein transport; SNARE complex disassembly.
AUGGCGCAAGACCCUCGAGCUCUCCUCCAGAAGGCUCAAAAGCAGCUUCAAAGCGCCGGUGGCGGCUUCAGCUUCUUUGGUGGACGAGAGGACAAGUACCAAGAAGCUGCCGAUCUCUUCACCCAGGCCGCCAAUGCCUUCAAGAUGCAACAACAGAACCUCGAGGCCGGAAAGGCUUUCGAACAGGCCGCGCAAGUUCAGACCGAUAAGCUCAAGGAGCCCGAUGAUGCUGCCAACACUCUCGUCGACGCCUUCAAGGCCUACCGCAAGGACGAUCCUCAGGCUGCCGCGCGAUGCUUGAACAUUGCUGUGGAUCGAUACUGCGCAAAGGGUAACUUCCGCCGCGCAGCUUCUCACAAGGAGAACCUUGGUGAGCUGUACGAGGUGGAUCUUGGCGAUGCGAAGAGCGCGGUUGAAAGCUACGAACUCGCUGCCACUUGGUACGAGGGCGAUAACGCAGCUGCUCUUGCCAACAAGCUGUGGUUGAAGGUCGCCGACGUGGCUGCCCUUGAGGGCGACUACUACAAGGCCAUCGAGAAGUACGAGAAGGUGGCUGAGCAAUCAAUCAACAACAACCUCAUGAAGUACAGCGUCAAGGACUACCUUCUCAAGGCAGGCAUCUGUCACCUCGCCAGUGGCGAUCUUGUCGCUGCCCAGCGUGCCCUCGAGAAGUACCGCGAUAUGGACCCAUCAUUCGGCGCCCAACGAGAGCACCAGCUCCUAUGUGACUUGUGCGAGGCUAUCGAGGCCAAGAGUCAAGACCAGUUCACCGACAGAUUGUACCAAUUCGACCAGAUUAGCAAGUUGGAUAAGUGGAAGACGACGAUCUUGGUCCGUGUGAAGAACCAAAUUGAGGAGGCCGAUGAUGAGUUUGCGUAA